CAGAUUUUCAACUCACACUAGAUCUAAAAGCAUUAAAGAAUAAAUAAACAUCACCAAACAAAAUUUUGUCAUGUCUUCAGGAAGAAGAAUGAAGCUGAACAGCGGCUAUGAAGUUCCAGUCAUAGGACUAGGUACCUGGCAAUCCAACCCCAACGAGGUCGCCAAGGCCGUCGAGCACGCCCUCAGAAACGGCUACCGUCACAUCGACGGCGCCCUGGUGUACGGCAACGAGCACGAGGUCGGCGAGGGCAUCCGGGCAUCCGGCGUCCCCCGCUCCGAGAUCUUCCUCACCUCUAAACUCUGGAACACCUUCCACCACCCGGAUGACGUCGAGGCCGGCAUCGACCUCACCCUCAAGGACCUCGGCACCGACUACGUCGACCUUUACCUGAUCCACUGGCCCGUCUCCUUCGCCCCGCAGCGGGAGAACCCCAGGGAGCUCUUCCCCAUCGACCCGGCCACGGGCGCCACGCACGUCGUCGACGUCCCCGACGCCGACACCUGGCGGGCCAUGGAGCGGCUGGUGGAGUUGGGCAAGGCGCGCAGCAUCGGCGUCAGCAACUUUACGCGCGAGCGGUUGGAGAAGCUGCUGCAGACGGCGAGGAUCAAGCCCGCGGUGAACCAGAUCGAGGCGCACCCGUACCUGCAGCAGCGGGAGCUGUUGGAGUGGCACAAGCAGCAGGGCAUCGUGGUGCAGGCCUACAGCCCGACGGGGAACAACAUCUACGGCAAGCCCAAGCCGAUGGACGAUCCCGUGGUUUUGGAGGUGGCGAGCCGGGUGGGCAGGACUCCGGCGCAGGUGCUGGUGCAGUGGGCGGCGCAGAGGGGUACCGUCGUGCUGCCCAAGUCGGUGACGCCGUCGAGGAUAGAUGAGAAUUUUGUCGACUUUGAGCUGCCGGCCGAUGAGGUCAAGAAGUUGGACGCGUUGGAGAGGCAUGCAAGGUAUAACUUUCCGGCGAGGUUGGGAGUGGAUAUCUUUGGGGAGGCGACUCAGGAGGAGCUUAAGGGGGCUGUGCAGGCUUUUAUUGAGCAGCAAAAAGCGGCCAAGAAGGCAUAGGGACUUAAGGGUGGACGGUUAGAUUAGAUUAGAGAUUAGAGAUGGAAAGCAUGGCAUUGAUUUGGAUAAACCGUUUGACAGCUUCAACGGAUUCUUUGUCUGGUAAUGGAGUUGAAAUCUCUUAAAUAAGAAACAGUUAGUGCUGCUGUUGGA
Molecule: messenger RNA, 1210 nt
Organism: Pyricularia grisea
Lineage: Eukaryota; Fungi; Ascomycota; Sordariomycetes; Magnaporthales; Pyriculariaceae
Exons: 2
Coding region: 71-1057 (328 amino acids)
Cellular component (GO): cytosol
Molecular function (GO): aldose reductase (NADPH) activity
Source: RefSeq, a predicted model, not a curated record